AUGUUCGACGUCGAGGGCCGCUAUCUGCAGAGCCUGCCGCCGUCCGCUUGCGGGCCGCCGCUCGGUGCGGCGUUCGAAGCCAAGCGCGGCCUUUUCCUGGUGGCCCGCCCCAGCAACCAUCGCGUGAGCGUCUACGACGCCGCCAACGGUCAGCUGUUCAGGCGGCCCGGCAGCGUGGCGGUGGACUCGGCCGCGGGCCGAGUGGUCGUGGCGGACUGGGGCAACGGGCGGCUGCAGGUGCUGGACGACCAAGGCGGCGGCUGGAUCUGUUGCAUGGGAACCAGGGGCUCGGAACCCGGCCAGUUCUCCAAUCUGCGCGAGGUGGCCGUCGACGCGGAGGGUCGUAUCUAUGCAACCGACGACGUGCAGCAUCGCGUCCACGUGUUCGACUCGCGCGGCGACUUCGUGCGAACGUUUGGCGAAGGGCACCUCCGACGGCCGCGAGGGGUAGCCGUGCUGGAUGAGACGGGCCACGUGCUCGUAACCAGCUUCGGGAGCGACGAGGUCCAGGUCUUCCACAAGGCCGACGGGAGCCAUGCGGGGCUCUUCAGUUCGUGGUGCACGGCAAGGCCCGCCUUCAGGCGUCCGAUGUGUGUCGUCGUCAACGCCGAGACCAGAAAGGUCUACGUUGCGGACGGCGUCGGGGUUCAUACCUUUACCUACGAAGUUUAA
Messenger RNA from Acanthamoeba castellanii str. Neff, 672 nucleotides. Its product is annotated as NHL repeat-containing protein. The coding region runs from base 1 to 672 and encodes 223 amino acids. The transcript has 2 exons. Lineage: Eukaryota; Discosea; Longamoebia; Acanthamoebidae. Gene Ontology annotation, molecular function: protein binding. The record is from RefSeq and is a predicted model, not a curated record.